Messenger RNA from Plasmodium coatneyi, 1002 nucleotides. RefSeq names its product SICA antigen. The record is from RefSeq and is a predicted model, not a curated record. The transcript is spliced from 3 exons. Lineage: Eukaryota; Apicomplexa; Aconoidasida; Haemosporida; Plasmodiidae. The coding region runs from base 1 to 1002 and encodes 333 amino acids.
AUGAAAGCAUCUGGUUUAGGUUCUACAGGAACAUGGAACCCUGGUUCCUCCGGUACGGGUUCUACAGGUAUAACAAGUGAUCAAACUGAAAAUCCAGGUUCAUCUGGUACCGGUUCCACAGGAACUUGGAACCCAGGUUCUUCUGGUCCCAGUGGUCCCCCUGGGAAAGAUGGUCAAGAUAAAGGUGGUGGAACAGUUGACCAAAGUGGUGGAGCAGGUGGGGGGGCUCCACAUGCAAAGGGUCCAGGUAGUGCUUCCCCUGAAAGAUCCACCAGUCAGGGUCCUGAUCAAAGUGACCCUGGUCAACAGGGACAACAACCACAAGCACAAACAACAGAAGUGGUUGCAGCUGCUAAACCACAAAAGACGGUGCUCAAAGUUAAGGAAGUUAACUUCGUGGAUUCUUCCGUUCCUUACCUUCCUUUGGCUCCUAUUUUAAUUGGUCUUUCUUCUAUGACCUAUCUCCUUUGGAAGUAUUUUGCCCUACCUGGCAAAAGAAAACGUUAUAGAAGUGUUCCUCAAGUGUCUAGUCCUCCUUCUUUAGAAGAAGAACAACUCCUUGAUCGUGUGGACGACCAGGAUGAUGGUCCACAUGAAUAUACCUUAGUAAAGGAACACAAACAACCAAGAUCUGCACCCAAGGAAGGAAGAAUGAAGAGACCAAAAAAGCAAGGUGUUGAUAGCCCUGCUGGUCGUCGUGCUGUCGGUCGCCGCACCAUUAUUGAUAUUCAUUUAGAAGUCUUAGACGAAUGUCGAAAGGGGGACCUGCAUUUGACGAAGGAAGGCUUCCUUAAAAUAAUUGUAGAAGAAUUUAUGGGACCCCAAAUUAUAAAACAAGAAAAUGUUCCUAAGGAACGGGUUCUAAGUUCAGAUUCCGGGUUUGGGUUUGGUGUUCCUGAGGAACAGGUUCCAAGUUCAAAUUCUGGGUUUAGGGAGGAAGACUUUGUUCCUAAGGAAGAUGUUCCUAAGGAGCAGGUUCCAAGUUCAGGGUUUCUGGAUUAG